This is a messenger RNA of Arachis duranensis, 384 nucleotides long. RefSeq lists its product as uncharacterized. Lineage: Eukaryota; Viridiplantae; Streptophyta; Magnoliopsida; Fabales; Fabaceae. The transcript has a single exon. The coding region runs from base 1 to 384 and encodes 127 amino acids. The record is from RefSeq and is a predicted model, not a curated record.
AUGACAUCCAAUGAGUACACUUAUUACUCAGUACAUGACGUUCUCCGUAGCUAUGGUCUUCCAGCGGGACUGUUUCCAAACAAUGUCAAAUCCUAUACCUUGGAUGAAACUGGCUUUUUAGAGGUCCAAAUGCAUCACCCUUGUCUCGCUCAAUAUGAAACAAGAGUGUUUUUCAACAGUGUGGUAAGAACUAACUUGAGUUUUGGACAACUGAAAGUAUUUGAAGGCAUGUAUCAAGAAGAGCUUUUCAUUUGGCUACCAGUUAAGGGCAUCAUAGUUACAGAUCCAUCAUCAGGUCUCAUUAUCAUUGAUAUUGGUCUUGCCUAUAAACACCUCUCUUUGUCUGAUUUUGAUAACCCUCCAUCUUGCAUAUAUCAAGGUUAG